AUGCACCAACUUGUGCUGAAAUAUAAAGAUAAUUGCAGUGAUAUAUUCUUAAGUAGAAUCAAUUUGAGUGAUAAAAUCAUAAGUAAAAUUGAGAUUGAGACCAGAGACCAGUACAAAAAUAGCCUUUGGUAUGAAUUAAGAUAUGGUCGGAUUACAGCAUCUAGGGCUUAUGAAGUCAGCCGGUGCCAAAAAGGUAAUGGAACACUGAUAUCUCUCAUCAUGGGAGGGAAAAUCCCAGACACAAGAGCCAUGAAACGGGGUAGAAGUUUAGAGGAUGAAGUACGGAAAACAGUUGGUGUAAAACUGGGGAAAAAGAUUAAAGCUUGUGGACUCAUAAUAUCCAAAAACUAUCCAAUGAUAGCUGGUUCACCUGAUGGGAUAUGUGAAGAUAAUAUUAUUGAGAUUAAGUGCCCCAUAAGCGAAAAAACUUAUAUUAAAUAUAUAAAAAAUGGUAAACCCAGUAACAAAUGCUAUGCCCAGAUGCAGAUACAAAUGUUCUUUUCUUAUUCUUCUCAACACACUUAA
Messenger RNA from Arctia plantaginis, 525 nucleotides. NCBI's taxonomy places the organism in Eukaryota, Metazoa, Arthropoda, Insecta, Lepidoptera, Erebidae. The record is from the annotation of a GenBank genome assembly.